AUGGAAGCGUGGUUAAUCAAACAAGUAACUCCUCUUUUUAUUUUUGCGACAUCACUCGAUGAAAAAUAUCAAACCGAUUCACACGAAACAUUUCAAUCACAUUUUGACAAAGUUUUCACUUCCGUUAAAAACAAAGAAAUCCGACUUUUUGCGGAUUUGUUUUACGCACUUUCAAUCCCUCUGCCAAAAAGUGAAAUUGACAAUUUCAAAAAUUUGAUUUUGACGUUAGACCUUCCGGAUCUCGCAAAGAUCUCGGAAUUCUCAAAUUUCUUCACUCAACUUGCGCUUCUUGAUCCCGAAGACAAAUUAGCCGCCGAGAAGUAUCUGUGUCACAUCAACCCAACUCGAAAUCCUCGAGAAAUUCGAAAAAUCGCGGAAAUCUCGUUUCGACUCGGAGACCCCAAUCUCGUCGUAUUCAAUGACAUCGUCGACAAAGUUCUUAUCGAAAAACCAUCACAACACGUCAUCGAGAAAUUUGGGGGCGACGGGUUCGCAAUAUUCACCGGAGAGGACGAGUCGGGAAGAUGGAGAAGCGAUGGAAAUAUCGAAAUCGACUUCGAAAAAAACGAAAAAGUCGAUUUUGUCAAAAAAAAAGAAAAAGAAGAAAAAAAAGUGGAAAAUUUAAAAAGCGAAAAAACGCCAAAACUACAAAGUUCGGAAGAGGAAAAAAAAUCACCAAAAAAAGUUACAAGAAAAUCAGACGAAAUAAACGAAAAACAUAAGAGGCGGAACGAGAUCGAGAAAAUGAAAGAAAAUGAGAUAAACACACUACAGCCACAAAGACUCCAAGUUAUUUCCAAGUCAAUCACAGCAAAAAUUGAGAAGGGGUGGCGGAUCGAGAACACAGAAGAGGCGAAAAUUUAUUUGCAAAGAGCAAGAGAAAUAAUCUCUUCCUUGUAA
Entamoeba invadens IP1 is the source of this 900-nucleotide messenger RNA. RefSeq lists its product as hypothetical. Lineage: Eukaryota; Evosea; Mastigamoebida; Endamoebidae. The transcript has a single exon. Bases 1 to 900 code for a protein of 299 amino acids. The record is from RefSeq and is a predicted model, not a curated record.